GGAGCAGGCCAGGGAGGAAGAGGAGCAGGCCAGGGAGGAAGAGGAGCAGGCCAGGGAGGACGAGGAGGAGGCCAACAAGGGAGAGAAGGUCCAGGAGGGAGAGCAAGACAACCUCGUACCAUCAUUACGGACGAGAUGCGAGCAACAGUCAUUGACCAUGUCAUUGUCCAUGGCAUGACAAUGGCUGAAGCAGGACUAAGAGUCCGUCCAAACCUGAGUAGGUUCACCGUGGCCACCAUUAUCAGGGCAUUCAGACAACACAACAGGUAUUGUACUCUAUUGCUUUGUUUGUCACAAUACAAUUUUACAAGCCUGUGAAAGUAGUCUAUUACAGUAGUUUCAAAUCAGUUGUUACUGUAUUGUAAAACAUGUCAAUUGACGACAGGUUUCUUUCUUUAGAGUUGAAAGAGUGCCACAUAGAGGUGGGCGGGUUGCCAUAUUUACAGCGGCAUAAGAAACCCCCAUUGUGGAUAUGGUUCAUGAGAAAAACCUCAUCAGACUCCGGGAGAUCAGAGACAAAGUCAUUGACGAUAAUGUAAACUUUGAGGGCAUUGAUGAUGUCAGCUUGGCCACAAUAGACCGAGUUCUCCGGCAGCAAAAGAUGCGGAUGACACAAGUCUAUAGGGUUCCCUUUGAGCGAAACUCUGCACGCCACAAAGACCUACGUUACGAGUAUGUGCAAAGGAUAUUACAGCUGGACGUGAUGGCCAGACCUCAUGAGUACCUCUUCCUGGAUGAGGCUGGCUUCAACCUGCACAAACGAAGGCAAAGAGGCCGUAACAUCAUUGGCCAAAGAGCCAUCACUGAGGUUCCUGGCCAACGGGGGGGUAAUAUUACUCUUUGUGCGGCCAUGGGUUUGGAGGGGCUUGUCCACCGGCAGGCUGUCCUUGGGUCUUACAACACCCAACGUCUCCUAACCUUCCUAGAGGAGCUAAAAAAUAUCCUCCUAGACCGCCAACAACACCAUCCUGGGCCCGAACAUCCCAUUUAUGUGAUCAUUUGGGACAAUGUACGCUUCCACAUAACAAACCAAAUCAGUGAGUGGUUCACCACCAACAGUAACGACUUUUUAAACGUCUGUCUGCCACCCUACUUCCCUUGCCUGAACCCUAUAGAGGAGUUCUUCUCAUCGUGGAGAUGGAAGGUUUAUGACAGACAACCAUACACUAGAGAAAACCUCCUGAGGGCAAUGGAGCUUGCGUGUAUUGAGAUCCCAGUGGAGAACUUCCAAGGAUGGAUCCGCCAUUCCAGGGCGUUUUUCCCAUGGUGCCUGGCAAGAGACAAUAUAGCCUGUGAUGUGGAUGAGGUGAAGUGGCCUGAUGCAGCUCAGCGACAUGAUGCCGCACAGUGAUUGUGGUGUAAAUACUGUAAAAUGAAUAAAAAAAAACUUCACACCCCGAUCAUGUUUUCAAGUGUACUGUUGUGUGCAAUAGAUUCUGCUUUUGCAGUGAGUUGUGUUACAGUAGUGUACAGAAUUUACUAUAGAUUUAUACCCUUCAUAUGAAACUCACAAAUCUAAAUGCCCAAUCCUCUGCAGAACUCUAAGAAGAUCCAUAAUUGUAAAGUUUCUAAAAAUAUGCAUUGGCAGUAAAGAAACAAAGAACCCUCUCACAAAUUGAGCAUUGUGUUUUCAAUUGUUUUGCUGUAGUGUGUAAUGAUGUGUAUAGUGUUUACAUUUUUGAAAGCUUCGAGCUGCUCUUUUGGUGUGAAAGUUUGAGUUUUGAAGGGAGAAGGUGUGGUUGUGUUUAUGUAGCUUUA
Molecule: messenger RNA, 1758 nt
Organism: Cyprinodon tularosa
Lineage: Eukaryota; Metazoa; Chordata; Actinopteri; Cyprinodontiformes; Cyprinodontidae
Exons: 2
Coding region: 473-1351 (292 amino acids)
Molecular function (GO): nucleic acid binding
Source: RefSeq, a predicted model, not a curated record